GAGAAGUGAAAGCACAUCCCCUUUCUCGUUGUGGUUCUGAUACCCGUGAGUCCCCAUCGCCAGUAGUUCUCAGUCGACAAUCGUCGCUAGUCGUCACAAGUGAGUCAUGGGACACCAGGCUAGGGAAGGGAAGGUGGCACGGAGAUGCACCGUGACAUUGCCUCCAUCUCACGUGCCGAUUGCUGACCAGCAUCUUUGCCUCUCGGUGUGUGUCCUCGUGUGUGUGGUCAGAUAGAUCAGCCAUGACGGACUUCAGCCUGCAGAUGUUGAUAAAGGACAACCGGGAGGCCCAGGAGGCCAACAAGGCGGCCAAGGAGCUCGACGCCAGCAAGAUGGGCCGCUCUGGGUCGGACGCCUCGACCUCGAGUCAGGAGAGCCUGCCCAAGCCCCCGCCUGCCAGCGUGGUGCCCAACGGCAUCCCCGAGCCGCCACUCUGGGGCGCUUACCGGUCCAUCAAGGACAUGGUCUGGAAGAAACUAUUCACACCCAAGACGCUCACCGAGCCCGGCGCACAGAAGCCUGCUGCCGAGCCUGAGAAGGUCAGUCAGUCAGUCACCAAAGGAUAUCGUCUGUUGUCUUGACCUGGUCUCUCUGUGUGUGUGUGUCAGCAGCCUGUGUUCAACCCCGAGGUGCCGCCUGAGAAGGAGCAGCCUGCCGGGUGCAGCGGUGGCGUGCAUCUGCCGCAGCCGGGCCUCCACGACGCCCACGGCAAACCUGUGGGCGGCAUUACCUUCGAGCACAUCCGUGCCCGCGGCCGGUCCAUGUCUGAGGAGAUCCAGCACACGAGCGACGCCGUGAGCCCUCCGGCAUCGCCCACCCACACUGGCCCCCUGCCGCCGCCCGUGGCCGUCAAGACGCCCGAGUAUGACAUGUCCGGCCACAAGGUCUACCGAUACUGAGUGAGUGGCUGACACACACACACACACACGACCAAGUAGAGAGUUAGUGCGAGGGUUGAGGGGUGGGUGAGAGAGAGAGAGAUUGAUGUUAUGUGUUGAGAGGCGAGGAGAGGAGGGGAGAGGAGAGGAGAGGAGUGGAGGAGAGGGGAGAGCACCGCGGAUGGCUGAUGGUGUUUUCUGUGUGUACUGUCUGGCUGUCUGGCUGCCUGGCUGAGAGACUCUACUGAGUCGCUGAGUUGCGUUGCGUUGCGUUGUAUUGCGUUGUAUACCAGAAGUUUUUUGUGUGGAUGGUGGAUGGUGGAUUGGAUGUGCGGAAAAUCUAACAGACAGACAUGGGCGAGGUGGCGAUGCCUGUGUGGUGUGUGGCUGCCACUUGCAUUGCACACGCGUCUAGGAGGGAUGUGCUGCUGCUGCUGUUGUCUGCCCGCAUUCACAUGGAUGGAUGGAUGGAUGGACAUGUCUAUUUGUUGGCAUUUUUCCGACCGCAUUAAUUGCGGUGGCAGGCAGGCAGGCAGGCAGGCAUGUGUUGGUUGCGUGUGUGUGUGCAUGUACACUACACUAUCGUGUGGGAGCGUGGCGGUUCUGUGUCCGCGUGUACGGGCAUGGCAUGAGAGAGGCGAAAGAAGAGAGAGAGGCACACACUCCCUCGCUCUUCUUCCCCACCCAAUCCAAUCCAGGCGUCCCUACGCGCACAACCACCCAGGAGCUACCCAUAUACAGACAGACUGGAGGGAGGGAGGAGGGAGGGAGGGAGGGGGAACACUGAUUCAUUGAUCGACUGGCCGCGCCGCCUGCACACAGCAUACCUACAUUCAUACACACAGCACAUGUGUGCGUAAAGGGGGAGAGAGCUGAGUGGUGUGUGUGAUGUGCUGUUUGUUUUUCACCACAGCGGGCGGGGCGGCUGGCUGAAUUGGGAAAUAAAUAUAUAGCUGAAUGGCUGGAUGGCCGGAUGGGUAAGUGUAGCUGACACUGCGCCUGAGGGUAUUUUUGGUGCCAGCUGCACCUGUCGCGAUGGAUCGAUGAAUGCAUGGAUGGAUGGACGGAAGAUUAGCAUAAUGGUCGUCUCGUGAGUGGGUGGGUGAGGCUCAGACUGGUCCUUGAGCGGUUUGGUUGGAUCAGGCAAUUCACUGAGCCAGCCACUGCAUUUGGGGUCGUUCAAGAGCCGGCCUCAUCCACACACGCAGUGCUGCGAGCAUUCGUCUGUGUAUGUGUGUGUGCCUGUGCACGUGUGGACAGAUCCAAGAGAGAGACAGAAUGAGCGUCCGUGGAAGAAGUGAGGUUGCCCUGCCAUCCAUCCAUCCCCAAGCCUUGACUGCUUGUUCUCAUGCCCACCCGGAGUUUUUCUUUUUGCACUCUAUAGGCAGGGAAGGCCUGAUGGCUGAGUGAGUGAGUGAGCGACUGAGUGAGUGGAAUGGGGUCGGGGAGAGAUGGAGGGAGUUGGUGGGGAGACUCGUCCGAGCGAUUGUCUACACAGACA
Vitrella brassicaformis is the source of this 2379-nucleotide messenger RNA. The record is from the annotation of a GenBank genome assembly. NCBI's taxonomy places the organism in Eukaryota, Vitrellaceae.